AUGUUGGACGGAGUUUACUCUUACUUCUUCGGCUCUGAACAGAGCACUGCCGAUGCUGAAUCCAACGAACAACUGAAGGGAAGAAACGACGAGUGGAUCAUGGUUGAUCGUAAGUUUAACUGUCAAAUUUACUUCAUAUAUACCAGAUUGUUAAGACAUUUUUUAAUAUAUAUUAUAUACUUUUUUAUAAAAUAAAUGUCAGUCACUUUAAAAUACCAAAACAAAACAGUAAUUCCUUAAUUUUAGCCAAAUCAGGCCGCUCCUCGCCCGUGAUGGUCGACGAGCCUGUUAUCAACGAACUAGACGACAUGACCAGCGAAGUCUCCAGCCAAAUGAAUCAACCCGUGCUGACGGCCACAGAGAUCCGAAAACGCGCCAAAGCGAAGGCCCUGAUGAAGAAGGAAGAACAAAAACGAAAAGUCAAGGCCACCAUCCAACAACGUCAAUGGCUGGAAGAGAAACUGUUCGAGGAUCCGGAUGCCGAGACCAACGACAGUCCACCAAGUUCCGUCCAGAACAGUCCUCCAGGGCCUCAGAAGCCGUUGGACAAACUGAUCAUGUCCCAGCCCAUGACCAGAAAGCAAAAACAACGUUCCAAGAAAGCGGGUAGCAACAGCUCCGGUCGAUCCAACGACCGCAAGUGCAACAACAUCAACUAA
Molecule: messenger RNA, 659 nt
Organism: Bursaphelenchus okinawaensis
Lineage: Eukaryota; Metazoa; Nematoda; Chromadorea; Rhabditida; Aphelenchoididae
Source: the annotation of a GenBank genome assembly